AAGAAGAAAAACAAAACAAACCCAAGAGAGAGCUGUAUAACAGCGUGUGGACUCCAUUGAAAAGAGGGCCUUAUUAUCUCCAACAGGGGAACAUACACGAGGUCCUACACGAAGCGAGACGUGUGCGUGGGCGUCCUAAAAACCUGAAGCAAACAGAGAACCACACCAGACCACAACAGACCAGACCAGGUUGAGCCCAAAUACUGACACCCCCCUUCUCCCCUCCCCCCCCUCAGCCUUGAAGGCUGCAUCCACCAGAUUGUUUCAUUUAGCAAUAAUUUCUUGUGCUGAUCGGACAACCUCAGGCCACUGGGACUGGACAGGAGGCCCAGAGGUUUCCCCCGCUGGAGCUCUAAGCUGUGCCUGGCAAUGCCUCAGCCCAGCGUCAGUGGGAUGGAGCCUCCCUUUGGGGACGCCUUUCAGAACUACUCGUUUGCUGACCAGGCCCUGACCAGCACUGAGCUGCUCGCCACCAGCUCUGACCCAGAUUUCAUGUACGAACUGGACAGAGACAUAACCCACCGGCAGAGCCCCUGUGGGGACAGCGUGGUGGGUGCUGGGGAUGGAGGCAAGGAGGUGGAGGGUGGUGUGGAUCAGUUCAUGGGUCUUGGCGAGUGUGAGACAGUCUACAGCAGCUCAGCGUUUGAACAGUGGGACUCCUACUGGGAAGACCUCACCAGAUACACACGGCUGGCCAGCUGUGACAUCUGGGGCACCAAAGAGGUGGAUUUCCUUGGAUUAGAUGACUUCUCUAGUCCCUACCAGGAUGAGGAAGUGAUUGGUCGAACCCCAACGCUGGCUCAGCUCAAUAGCGAGGAUUCGCAGCCUGUGUGUGAGGCCCUCUACCCCCCUACUGACCUGACCCUGCCUGCCCCUCAGCCUCAGCCGUCCCAGCUUCCCAGUCACAGUAAGAGACCUCUGGUCCCUGGCCAAGGAUUUGGCCCCGGCUCUGCACGUCCCCCCCCAAGCUCCACAUCCUCUUCCCGUCCUUCCCGCAGCCUUCUCCCAGACUUUCCUGAAAGCUCCCAAAAAGCCACCAGACCUGUCCCCUCCAGCACUGAGACUAUGGCCAAGACCCAGAACCUCAUCAGUCUCACCCAGGACCACGGCCAAGCUCACACCAAGCACCAGGGGCGCGGAACCAAGAUGGCAGCCCCAACUUCUCACGGCAUUGACUUUGUGCAGAAGGCUAAAGUCCGUGUGAGUGCUGUGCCUAAAGCUCAGACCGACAUGCCCUCCCAGACGGAUUUCGAGAGGUCAGAUGCACCUCUACCUCUUUCCCAGCCCCAAGACGAGAAGGCCUGCACCUCAGCGAGCGCCACCUUGGUGGGAAUUCCAGUUGCUGCAGCCAGUGGCUCUGCCAGUCUGACGAGCUAUGAGAAGAAGGCAGAGGGGGCAGGUAGGAGGGAGAUACCUGUAGGCUGGUCCGCCACCAUGCCUCAACUGGUUGAGGCGAGCCAGGCCCUGGAGAGUAGUACCUCUGGGCUGGUCAGCAGCGGCGAUAGUGUGGCGGGAGCUAGCGGCGGUGGCGGCGUUCUGGUUGUCGAGGGGACAGAGAAGAGCAAGGAGGAGGAGCACAACUACUCUCUGUUCCUGACCCGCAGGCUGGCGGGCAGAGCCCACUCCCAGCUGGAAGAGGACGAGGAGGAGGAGGACGAGGAAGAGGCGGAGGAGGAGGAAGGCGAUGGGCUCGAGCUGGAUGACGAAGACCACGAUGAGGGUUUUGGCAGCGAGCAUGAACUGUCUGAAAAUGAGGAGGAGGAGGAUGAGGAGGAGGACGAAGACUACGAAGCUGACAAGGAUGACGACAUGAGUGAUGCCUUCUCCGAGCCAGGCUGUGACAUGGAGCUGAUGGAGGACAUUAAAGGCCUGACAGCAGGAGUCUCCAGCCGGAAGAGAAGCAGGCGUCGCUACUUCUGGGAGUACAGCGAGCAGCUCACCCCCUCCAAACAGGAGCGUAUGCUGAAGCCGUCUGAGUGGGACAGACACACGCUGCCUAGCAACCUCUACCAGAAGAACGGGCCUCUCCAUGGAAAGUAUAUGCUGAAGAAGUCUCGGCGCACAGACGUGGAGGACCUGACACCCAACCCACGCAAGCUGCUGCAGAUCGGCACAGAGCUACGCAAACUGAACAAGGUGAUCAGUGACUUGACCCCCGUCAGUGAGCUGCCGCUGACUGCACGACCGCGGUCACGCAAGGAGAAGAAUAAGCUGGCAUCCAGAGCUUGUCGUUUAAAAAAGAAGGCCCAGUAUGAAGCAAACAAGGUGAAGCUCUGGGGACUCAGCACAGAAUACGAUCGGCUGCUGUUUGUUAUCAAUGCCAUCAAGGAGGAGAUAGUGGCCCGAGUGGAGGACUCCUCUCCGCGUCCGACCAACAUGGCCGACACUCUGGAGCAUCUCAUCAAAGAGACACUCGUGGCAUCACCUGUUGCUGGGCAGACUUCAGACUUCGUCAACAAGAUCUUGGAGAACACAGGACGCGGCGAUCCCACUGGCGGACUGGUCGGCCUGCGUGUCCCCACCUCCAAAAUCUAGACAAACCGCGGUCCACUGAGAGAAGUGGACUAGAUAUUACCACCGUGCUGUCCCAUUGUAACUAUGCUCCCCUCUGCAUGCCCCUCCAACCCAGAGUACAUACACAUUGUUAGUCACACAAACACACAUACCACUCCCUGUGUGUAUGUAUGUGUGCUUGUUUUAGCCAUGCACCUGUAUGGCGUACACCCUAGCUUACUGUCUCUGCACGCUGUGCGCAGAGUCAGUGCGUCACUGUCUCCCAACCCAUUGUGAGCGUCUGUUGGGAAAAGCGCCUCUUAAAGCAAGGGAUGGUUAGGUGUAUAGCUAAUAGCACGUCCUAAAUCCACUGGUGAUUAUUAGAUGUGUUUAACAUAGUGUUGUGUAGGGUCGGUUCAGACAGAGGUCUGCUUCCAGGGCUGACAUGGAGACAGUCACACGAGUGUAACCACUGGAAAACUUUCACAUAAUUUGCUGAGGUUGUAAUGACAGAGGAAGAAUUGUUACACAUCAGACACCAUCAAAGGUUGGAAAAGGUUCCAGUUAUCAUUUCCUAUAGGAGGCUUGCCUCACAUGGCAACAAACUAAACUCCAAGCUCUUACAAUUGACCCACUCAGUAAAGUACUAUAAUAGCUUUGGUUGCCAAGACAGCUGCAGAGAAAAAAAAAAGCAGCGUUCUCUGAGGCGUUAUGGGGUGGCAGGAAAUAUUUUGUAUUGAAGGCCUAAAUAUGUUCAUGCCAUCCCCUGUUUGCCAAUCAGGUCUGCUGUUGUUAAAAUGUAGGAGUUAGCAAAAAAAAGCUCAAAAGAAAAAAGCAGAUAAAGUUAAAAUUACACUUAAAUGAUUAAGCGUCAGACAUCCUGCUGGGUGGAGGUUUGCGGCAGGCAGGAGGAAGCUUAUCGGCUAAUUUUGACGAUGUUAACUUAAACAACAUGAGGUAGCUGACCAUGUGGAGAGGAAGUGCAUGUCGUUUGGUGCUUUUCAGCCUUGUGCUGGUUAUAACUGGACUGGGUGAAACAGGCUUUUUGCCAGAACGGGAGCAGACUGUGAGGACAAUGAUGAUGGUGGUGAUGAAGAAGAAGACAUAGACAGUGAUCCAUCUCCUCUAGGAAACUGUACAUAGAAGUGUCUCCCAGUGAAAAACGGCACCGGCUCCCCUUUUUGUACAGUAGAGAAGACCAGGCUAACAGUUUGGUGUGUUCAUACUAGUGUUUGAUCAGAGUUCUAUUCAUUGUGCCUUGUGUAUGUAUGUGUGUGUUUCUGUAAGUCUGAGUGAGUGUGUGAGAGGGACUGAACGAGAGAAGGUGAUUGGUCAGAGCUCCCUGAGGUCCAGCCAAGGAGAGGACUACUUUACACUGAGGGAGUUUGUUAGUGCGAGGAUGGAGACAUUUGUGGGGUUCGCUGUGUAUUUCAGUUGUCUAAAGAUAUUCUGAAUGUACAUAAAACAAGUGGAAGCUCUCGUUGCGUGAUGCCACAGAGUCUGUGUAUAUAGGAGGGCUCUGCAAUAGAUUACUUUUGGUUUUUGGUACUCUUGUCUUUAGGGAUCGGGGGAGGGUUAAGAGAUAUUUUCGUUUAGAGUUACAAAAAAAUAUUUGCACACUAUAUUUUGAUUGUUUUUUGUACCAAAGACACAUGCAACGAAAUGGCGACCAGCCAGUUAAAGUAAGGUUUUGCACAGCUUACCUGACGCCGUAUUGAAUGUAAGAAAUGUGGGAGGGUCAGGGAACUUCAUAGAACUGUGAAAUUAGCUUGGGUCCAAUUCUGUACAGAAAAGGAACAUUCAUGAAUUUUUUUAAAAUCUGAAAAUCAACCCCGUCUGUGGGCUUCUCCAGUAGAUGUGUUGCUUAGCAAGCACUUCAUUCCUGAACUGAUUCCUACCCCCCACAUGCUAAUUGUUUUAAUGGCGCUUUCUAGGAUAAAACCCAAGAGCGCGAGUAGAUAAGCUAUGUUACAUUUUUGCUUGUUUGUCAAAAUGUCACCAACAAUAACCAAAAUGUUUUGUUCCUGUUGUCACUUGUUUGAUUUCUGUAUGUAGAAGAGGUCUAGUCAUCAUCAACAGAAUAUUAACGGAAUUGUGUUUUAAAGUACUGUAUAUAGACACAUUAAUGCUAUAUCUAUCAAUGGUGAAAUGCCACUUUUCAUGACAAUUGAUUCAUUUUUAAGCAUGACACAUUUCUAAAAGCCUAUCCUUGCAUUGAGAUGUUAGAGGGAAAAAAACACAAAAACCAAAAAAAAAAAAAAAAAAAAAAGUUCUUGUUAUAUUUUUGUACUUUAGCUGCCUGCUAGCUUUCCUGUUGGUUUGGAAGUAUUCAUUGGGAGGAGAGAAGGAGAUGUGGAGGAAAAGAGGAGACAGGUCUUAAAGAGCAGCCAGUCAAUCUCAUAGUUUGAUAUAUGAAUCGACACUUGACCUCUUCAGUCUCCUUUGCUGGCUGAGGGAAAUACAGAGAAGCAGGACUGGAUUUAUUUAAAACAUAAUGCAGUGAAGCCAUGGUCUAGUUUGAAUGGUCUAUAAAGAGAAUGAGGACAUGCUGUCUUUAGCGAGGACAGGAAAGCAAGGAGCUCGGAGGACAACAGCGUGAAGAUGUGAGGACAGUUUGCAUAAGAAAGCCAAAGCCAUUUGAUUCUGGCCCAAACUGAUUUGGAUUCAGCGCUGCGCAUUGUCAUUCAGAUUUCUACACGUAUUCCCUCUGUUGACCAUGAAGUUGGUUGAGUUUUGCAUUUCCUGGGAGAGGCAUUGUUCCUUUUGAGGUGGCAUUGCUGGAUUUUUAUCUGCCUGGCCUUGCCUUUGGUCCUCAGCUCACACCCUUCCUGACCGCUAAGAAUAACUUAAUUUACCAACACUCAGAGUUACAGUAUCCAGGCCACAAAUUGGCAGCAUGUCCAACCUUUAGAAAUGCAUGAUGCCUGUAUGCUUGUCUCCCUGCUGCCUCCCCGGGGGAAACGCCGCCAUUCCCGGGAACUUAAAAAUUCAACCAAACGCGUCUGAUGAGGCUGAAUUCAGGUUAGCUUGAAGUGAAGAAGGCGCUCCUUCACAGAAUGAACUCUGAUGUCUGACGAUGGUGGUCUUUCUGUAUCGUGUGAUUGAAUAACAGCUAGUGCUACAUAUAUAUAUUUUUACUGAUUUCUGUUCCGUCUAAAAAGGGAGAAAUGGUGCUUUUUUCUGAAACUAGAAUGAUGAGUAUCCAUGAUUCUUAUUUGACUCCUUAGUCUAGUUGUAGCCUAAUGACUUGCUCUCCCCUACCGUCCAUAGCUAUUUUCUUAGUAGUGAUUCAUUUUUGUAAAUAGUCUAUAUAAGUUAAUAUGUAUCUUCUAAAUGUUAGAUAUAUGUAUAGAAUACUCUAUCUUAUAUGUUUGAAAACAAAAGCACUUUGUCCAAAAAAGGAAAAAAAAAAACACAAAAAAAAGAAAAAGAAAAGCAUUUUUUUCUUCCAUUUGCUGCUAAAAGGCCUGGUGUGAAUGCUGCAAGUGUACUUGACGACUACUUGCUAGGAUAGGUCUAUUACCUGACUUGGCUAGGUCUAUAAACUAGCAGGGAUUAGGUGUAGGACCUGACGAGGGCUAGAUCUACGUGUUUCUGGAGCCAUGUAAUGAUGCGAGGUGUCGUAUGAGUGCGUAUCAUUGCUUGGCUUUUGGUGUUUUGACAGGAUAGGUCUAUUUCCUGGUCAGGAGCCGUGCGGAUAGGGUGUUUGUGGUCUUAAAAAAAAGAGGGUUUUGAUUCCAGGGCCCCUACGUUGAUCCUGAUGCUGACCCCCUUGGCGUCAUGAUUCAUUUGCCUUCAGUAGAGGUUUCCUAUGGAAAAACUGAUUCUGCUUUGGCUUCCUCUUCAGGGUGAUGUACAGUGUAGACACAUUUCUCCAGAGAGCUAUAUUGUUAUCAUUUGUAAACUGAUUUCUACUUGUGACUUAAUGAGGAGGGGGUUUAGCCUAGGGCGGCCAGGAAGAGCCCAUUUGAAAGACGUUGUUCCGGGCCGCCUUAGGGGAAGUUACUAUAUCACUGUACUGUAUGGCAAGCCAGUUACAAAUGGAGGCUCAAUCCGGACACUUAUUGCCUUUUUGAACUUUUCACUUACACACAAACAAAAAUAAUAACAUGGCAGACAUGUCAGUUGCCAAGGGGUGUGCCCGAGGUUAAUGACAUUGUUGCGCCAAUAUACAGUCAACAACAACAAAACCAUUCAGCCUGAUAGGCUCAAAACAACCUUGACUGAAGUAGCAGACGUGGUGAAAUAAGUCUGAAAAACAGCUUCAAAAAAUUUGAACUACUUGUGCUCAGUUGUAUCUUUUGGGAUAAUAUUUGAAGCAUUUUUUCGGCUACAGUUUUGCCCAGGUCUGGCAGGGGGUCAACAGUGGUUAAAGGGCCGCUGGUUGGCCGACAGUAGAGCGGAGCGUUUGUGUUUUGUAGUCGAUCACGAGGCUGAUACAAGAAAGAGUCCUCACAGGUUUUUACAUUUAACAUGAUAGGCGCAAGCUGUGCAACUUUACAUUCAAACCAGGAGACUCUGUGGCAUUUUAACAGUCAAGGAAAUGAGUGAAAAUCCACGCCAGUAAAACUAUUCCUUAUUCUUUUUAUUUCUGAUGACAUAAAUCCUAUACAGUCAACUAUUAAGCUAAUAGAGUGUGUAACUUUGUGCUACUCUUGUCCAAUAAAAGCUAAGUGGAUCCAUAAAGCUCUUCUUCAGCAAAUCAGGGUAAUAUCGUUCUUCUAUCUGACAUAUGUGAUGACAUAUAAAAUCAAAAGAAAAUAUAUUUAUGUAUUCCAA
Messenger RNA from Epinephelus fuscoguttatus (brown-marbled grouper), 7272 nucleotides. It is a transcript of the gene crebrf, whose product is annotated as creb3 regulatory factor. The record is from RefSeq and is a predicted model, not a curated record. Gene Ontology annotation, biological process: regulation of transcription by RNA polymerase II; response to unfolded protein. NCBI's taxonomy places the organism in Eukaryota, Metazoa, Chordata, Actinopteri, Perciformes, Serranidae. Gene Ontology annotation, cellular component: nucleus. The coding region runs from base 370 to 2535 and encodes 721 amino acids. The transcript is spliced from 10 exons. Gene Ontology annotation, molecular function: RNA polymerase II transcription regulatory region sequence-specific DNA binding; DNA-binding transcription factor activity, RNA polymerase II-specific.